Molecule: messenger RNA, 615 nt
Organism: Camelina sativa (false flax)
Lineage: Eukaryota; Viridiplantae; Streptophyta; Magnoliopsida; Brassicales; Brassicaceae
Source: RefSeq, a predicted model, not a curated record
AUGAACCAAACUGGGAAAGAUAACAUCAUGAAGAAGUUCGAAGAGACAUUUAAGAGGGGAUAUAACAAAUGGAACCCUUUUAAGAAUAGGUAUGAUUCGUAUUGUGUUGGAGCACUUGAUGGAACUCAUAUCCCGGUUCGCCUUCCAAGUCGAUCUGCAGAAGCAUAUAAAGGUGUACCUGGUAGAGCACAUGAUACAAAGGUCUUGACUCAUUGUGCGAGGUAUGAACCUUUUUUCCCACAUCCGCCAAGUGGGAAGCUUGACAUGGCUGCAAAGCUUGGUCACCGAGAACUCUUCUCCAAGAUUAUUGAGCUCCGACCGUCCCUCCUCUAUUCCCGCAACGCACACGGAGACACACCUUUGCAUCUUGCUGCUCUUCUUGGAGACGUAGACAUAGUUACGCAGAUGUUAAACACUGGAUUGGAACUGUGUUCGGCACGCAACAACAAAAACCAAACACCUCUCCACUUAGCUUGCCUUGGCAUUUUCAUGGUGGCUGCUACACUCAUAGUGGAAAAGACGUUUUCAGUCGACCUCGAUGAACUCAAUUUCGCCAUAUCAAGUGGAGCUACUUUUUAUCCUAGAAGCAUAAACACUUCUUUGGUUGCUGACUGA